AUGGCCAUCCUGAAACCUAUCGCUCUCGCAACCCUGGCCCUAGCUGCCCAAUCAGCAGCUCAAUCCGCAAACCCAGGCGUAGGAGCCAACCCCAAAGCCGACGGGGCAACAGAAGAUGUCACGUCGACCACAGGUCCAAACGGAUCCGAGGAUUGGCUGAACACAGGCAUAACCGACAACGGCUGGAACCCACCGUUCCUCUCCAUAGACGACGUCUAUCACAUCUCCCUGGAUGACUUCUACAACGGAAUCGGAUCGGCCUGCAAGCAAUACGACAACUACUUCCAAAUCGCAGGUUCAAAGUACGGCGUCGACCCAGUAAUCCUAGCCGUCAUCGCAAUGCAAGAAUCAUCCUGCAACGCCGAUGCCGGCGGACCCACGCCUGGAUUGAUGCAAGUCUCUUGCGAAAACUACCCUAACGGCCAGUGCACGGAUUCGAUUCAGGACAACGUUGAUGCUGGGACCAACUACCUCUCUUCGCAGCUGGAUUCGGCCGGUGGAAAUGCUAUUCAGGCGUUUGGGUCUUACAAUGGGUGGUUUACUAAGGGGAGUGGGUUGAAUGGGAAUAAGGGUCUUACGCAGGAUUAUCCUUGUUCGGAGGAAGGCCAGUCUAAUGGUGUUCCGCAGAAUUUGGAUUAUUUGCAUCAGGUCAUGAAUGGCUGGCUGAUGGGGUUGGAUGUUUAUGGGGAUGAUAGUUGGAUUGGGACUUACAACUGCGACCAGUCUUGUGGUGAUGGUAGCUUGUGCUAG
Molecule: messenger RNA, 750 nt
Organism: Penicillium antarcticum
Lineage: Eukaryota; Fungi; Ascomycota; Eurotiomycetes; Eurotiales; Aspergillaceae
Product: putative extracellular soluble lytic transglycosylase
Exons: 2
Coding region: 1-750 (249 amino acids)
Source: RefSeq, a predicted model, not a curated record